Columba livia (rock pigeon) is the source of this 2542-nucleotide messenger RNA. It is a transcript of the gene ANKRD54, whose product is annotated as ankyrin repeat domain 54. The coding region runs from base 43 to 846 and encodes 267 amino acids. The record is from RefSeq and is a predicted model, not a curated record. NCBI's taxonomy places the organism in Eukaryota, Metazoa, Chordata, Aves, Columbiformes, Columbidae. Gene Ontology annotation, molecular function: protein binding. The transcript is spliced from 8 exons.
UCCCUCCCCUCUCCCCCGCACAGCGGCCCGGCCCGUGAGGGGAUGGAGGGCGGCGGCGCCGCGGCAGCGCCCGACGCGGUGCCGGAACGGGAGCCAGAGCCGGCGCUGGGGGCUGGGCUGGCGCUGGGCGCGGCAGCGGCGGGCGCCCCUCUCGGCUACCUGCACGUCCUGUGGCAGCGGGAGGAGCCCGCAGGCAAGAUCCCGGCCCGCCGCCUGCGCAGGGCCGCCCGCCUCCACCGCCGGCUGGGGCCGACGGGCAAGGAGACCCACGCGCUGAAAAGGCUGCGUGAAGCUGCCAAUAGCAACGACUUGGACACAGUGCAGCAACUCUUGGAGGAUGGAACUGACCCCUGUGCCGCGGAUGACAAAGGCCGGACAGCCCUGCACUUUGCCUCCUGCAAUGGCAACGAUCAUAUCGUGCAACUGCUUCUGGACCAUGGGGCUGACCCAAACCAGAGAGAUGGGCUGGGAAACACCCCUUUACACUUAGCUGCCUGCACGAACCACGUUCCUGUCAUCACCACGCUGCUGCGCGGAGGGGCCAGAGUUGAUGCCUUGGAUCGAGCAGGCAGAACCCCACUGCACCUCGCUAAAUCAAAGCUAAACAUUCUGCAGGAAGGACUCUCCCACAGCCUGGAGGCUGUACGCCUUGAAGUGAAACAGAUUAUCCAAAUGUUGCGGGAAUACCUGGAGCGUCUGGGGAGGCACGAACAAAAGGAACAGCUGGAUGACCUCUGCUCCAGGUUACAGAUGACCAGCACAAAGGAGCAGGUGGACGAGGUUACAGACCUCCUGGCCAGCUUCACGUCACUCAGCCUGCAGAUGCAGAAGAUGGAGAAAAGAUAAUGGGCUUCCAAAUCAUCUUCCUGAUGCAGCAGCAGAAGCCUUAGAGAGAAAAAGAGGAAGCUGAAGCUUCCCCGAUCGCUGAAUAGACAUUGCUGCCCGCGGCUGUUCCUGCCAGAUCCACUCUCCAGUGGUGCUCAGACUGUCCCUGCGGAUGCUGCCACAGCUGCCUCAUGGAGAGGCAGAAGGCUUUGUACAACAGGCAGAGUGCUGCAGCAGAGACUUUUAUAAAAAAAAAAAAUCUGUUCUCAGAUGGGCUGGCGCUGAAUAGAUUGCCCCAUCCAGAGGUAUUCUGCCUUCUCCUAAGUGCUUCAGUUUGAUGUAAGUGGUGGCUGAUGCCAUAUGUAGUCACCAGCCCUGACUAGUGUGCUCAGCAGCUGGCCAACAUCACACAGAUGCUUGGAACAGGCGCCUUUUGCCAUCUGCGCCGUACUUAAUCGUGUGGGGGAGAAAGUGGAUGCCUUGGACAACAGAAGGCUUUGUGCUGUGAGAAGAACACGCGCUUAAUUCUGCAUGCUAGCAGCUGAGCAAACACCCUGCCUUGAGAAGCACACACCAAGGCUUAAUCUUCACCUUCCCCAGAGCCUGCAGGCAGAGGGCAGAGAAUCUGUCUGGUUACAAAUGGGAUACAAAGCUUUUAAUCACUGGACUAACAGCUUUCACUGGCCUCAUUUUUUUUUUAAAUCACUGCUGUGAUUUAGUGCUUAAAUACUAGAGUGAAACACUUGCAAAAACACCCAGGCAGACAGCUAGCAGGUCAGAGCUGCCCUGAUGCAAUACUAGGGUUUGGAGGGAUGGCACAGUUUUAGGCAGACAUCUACAUCUUGCAAAAAAAACCCACCAUAACUGACUUUUGUGUUUCCUAUUUCUGUCGGUCUUGGGCGAGAGGUCCAGUUGCGACAGGAGGUGUAUAUUCAGACAUAUUUUUUUGGGGCUGGGAUGGAGGUGGAUUUACAGCUCCCUCAGCAGCACCAAACCUAGAACUGACCUAGAAUUGUUUUUCUUCCUUAUUAUGGAGAGGUGCUGCUCCAGGACCUUACAUGCAGUGUGAGGAACAAGUUAUGACCUCUGCUGGGAGCCUGAAGUGAUGCAGCUGUGAAGGACGCAGGGAAUUGCUCUUGCUGCUCUCUUGCUUCUGCCCCACAGUGGUUAGUAAUGAAGAUGUAGACAGCUUUGUUUUGGAGCAGGGGUCCGUGAAAUCUUGUCAGUAGGGCACCAACAGCAGCAGAGUGACAAGAACGUGCCCAACAGCAAUCUGAGUUCCCACCUAAAUGACAUGGUGGGCUGGCAGCAAGACCCAUCCCACAAUUUGGGAAUCACUGGUUUGGAAGAGUUUGUUUUUAGGAUUCAGCUUAACCAUGCAACGACCACAGUCUGGAGCAAUCUUCAGAGCCCUUCAGGUCAGCAUGUUCUCUAAUACCUGGCCUCUUGCCCAAGAAGAGGCUAAAUGGAUCUCUGUGUUCAAAACUGAGAUACCAGAAAUACGUGUGGCUUUUAGAUGGGGUUCAUCCAUGGGCUGCUGGAGGCCAUGACUGGGACUAACAGUCUUGCGGUUUGGCUGGGGCUGUCACUGUGAACUCUGAUACUUCUUUACAAUAUGCUGGAUGGGAAGGAUGCUGAGGGGGUGGGAGACAAUCUGACCUUUUUGUAUUUUGAACUUCAAUAAAAUUAUGUUGGCCUUUUCAGAGUCCUCAGACAA